CUUCCACCACCAGCGGCCUUCCAGCUGCCGUUCUGCCAGCUCGUCAACCAGACGGUGUCCCUGGAGAAGGAAGGCUGUCCGCGGUGCCACCCGGUGGAAACCACCAUCUGCAGCGGCCACUGCAUCACCAAGGAUCCUGUCAUCAAGACUCUCUUCAGCAAAGUGUACCAACAUGUGUGCACGUACCGGGACUUCUACCACAAGACCUUCGAGCUUCCUGACUGUCUGCCGGGCGUGGACCCCACCGUCACCUACCCGGUGGCUCUGAGCUGCCACUGCGGCGGAUGCGCCAUGGACACGUCCGACUGCACGUUUGAGAGCAUGCAGCCCAACUCCUGCAUGAAAGACGAACCUUUCUACUACUAG
Stegastes partitus (bicolor damselfish) is the source of this 366-nucleotide messenger RNA. RefSeq names its product luteinizing hormone subunit beta (gene lhb). The annotation marks the transcript as partial. Gene Ontology annotation, biological process: G protein-coupled receptor signaling pathway; ovulation. Gene Ontology annotation, cellular component: extracellular region; cytoplasm. The transcript has 2 exons. The record is from RefSeq and is a predicted model, not a curated record. Gene Ontology annotation, molecular function: hormone activity. NCBI's taxonomy places the organism in Eukaryota, Metazoa, Chordata, Actinopteri, Pomacentridae.